GGAAUCGAUUUUUUAGUAUUGAACUUUAAAAUCGUCCAAAAAAAAAAAAUGGCCAUUUGGUUGAGUUUUCUUGAUUGAUAUAAGUAAAAGCUAACAUAUAAGUAGCUUCUUUUUAUUCAAUGGAUGGAUGGAGCACCUGGCUUAGACUUUCCACUGUCUUUCAUCUUUUCAGUCGGGAACAUAAGUCCAAUGAUAAAAAAGCACAAAAAUAAAAGAAUUCCAAAGGCAUUAUCAAUAUUUUCGAUCAUAGACUUCGAUAAUACAUUUAUAAAUAAUUUGCCUUGACCCUGAAACGUUUUAUGUAACAUAUAGACAACAAAAAAACAUAUUAUGAAUCACAUGCGACUCAUAGGACAAUCCUUAGAUUAGGGACAAUCCAUGGAAAAGAAUCAUCGUUUUCCGGGUCUAAUACUAGAGGGCGCGAUUGGAAGAGUAGGUUUUUAAUCAAUAGGUAUUUAACUAGUUUGACCUAAAAAAAAUAAAUAAAUACAAAUAUAAUAUUUUAGACUUUGAUAAUAUGGUCAGUUACAUCAGCCCAGAGCAAACUGAAAUAAUGAUCAUCUUUGCAAGUUAUUCAAAUAAAAAGGAUUUUGUUUUGGAGUCCGUUGAGUGUGAUGAUUUUUUAAGAAAAACCAAGUAGCCAAUUAUGAGUGCAUCAAACGAGAAAAGUCCCACUCAAAAUGAAGAAGUUGGUCUCAAAAGAGAACUGGGACUAUUUUCAGCCAUAAAUUUAAUUUUAGCAGUAAUGAUUGGUUCUGGAAUUUUCGUGUCGCCAGCAUCAGCCUUAAAAUACAGCGGGUCUGUUGGCAUGUGCAUCAUUAUUUGGACUGUCUGUGGAAUAGUGUCUUUAUUAGGUGCCUUAGCUUUUGCAGAAUUAGGCACCGUCAUUCCUAGAUCGGGUGCUGAGUAUGCUUAUUUUAUGGAUUCCUUUGGUCCCUUGCAUAAAUUUUGGGGUAAUCUACCAGCAUUUCUGUAUUCUUGGCUUAUGGUAAUAAUAAUAAGGCCUGCUGAAGUGGCUGUAAUAGUAUUGACUUUCUCAGAAUACCUUUGCCAACCGUUAAUGGAUCUGCUUUGCAUAAAAGAUGAAACUAGGAGCGAUCAGGUUACAAAAGCUAUCGCUUUAGCUGCUUUAGGCAUUAUUACCUACAUAAACAUAAGCAGCGUAAAGCUUUACGUUAAAGUUCAAAAUAUUUUUGGAUCAUUUAAGGUCCUUGCGUGCCUUAUAGUUAUUUUUGGAGGAAUAUAUGAAUUGUCUAUGGGCAACACAAAAAACUUGGCAAAAGGCUUUAAAGGGACCAGUUUUGCACCCAAAGAUAUGGCGUUGGCUUUCUAUAGUGGAUUAUGGGCUUAUGACGGAUGGUCAGCAGUAACAAUUGUAACUGAAGAAAUUAAACAACCUGAAAAGAAUAUCCCUAGAAGUAUAAUGAUCAGUGUCCCCAUUGUUACCGCUCUCUAUGUCUUCAUGAAUAUCGCUUACAUGACAGUAUUGUCAAUUCCAGAAAUGAUGGAGGCUAAAGCCGUUGCAGUUACCUUUGGAGAAAGAGUACUGGGGCCAUUUUCUUUUGUAAUUCCUUUGGGGGUGGCUUUGAGUACUUUUGGAUGCGCUUUAAGUAUACAAUUUGGUGUAACGAGAUUGUGCUAUGUAGCUGGUCAAGAUGGUUUCAUGCUUGAGAGUUUCUCCUAUGUGCAUCACGAGAAGCUCACUCCAUCGCCAGCAGUGGUCUUCCAAGGAAUUAUUGCAUUUCUUUUCAUUGCAAGUGGUGAUAUAAUACAGCUAAUAGAAUUUGCUAGUUUUCUAAUAUGGCUCGCCUAUGGCACUGCCAUGAUCUCUCUAUUAGUUUUAAGGAGAACCAAAAAAGACUUACCUAGGCCUUAUAGAGUGCCCACUUGGAUACCAGUGUUCAUACUUUUAGUAGCAAUCUACCUCAGUGUCACUCCAAUAGUGACUGAUCCUGAUCCCAUGUACCUUUUUGCCCUUAUGUUCACUUUAUUGGGCGUACCUGUUUAUUAUUGGUUUAUUUAUAAAGGUCAGCAACCUAAGAGACUAAUGAGUAAAGUAACUUAUUUAUGUCAGGUACUGUUUGAAGCAGUUCCUCCUCAGAGUUAUUCAAAGUAAAAGGAAAAUCAAAAUGUCUUUUUCUUUCUGAAAAUACAAAAAUCAAGAUGCUAAUAAUAAAGGUUUAGGAGUGAAUUGCUGAAUUUAUUGUCCAAAAACUAUGUGCUAUGUACAUACAAUCGUUACAUUUUUUUCAAUUUCUAAAAGACUAAAAAAGCUAGGGCCGGUACCUUAUACCUUAUACGUAAACUUGAAAUGUAAUUAAAAAAAGUUAUGAGUAGGUACCUCAGUACUAAAUUAAUGAAAUUUCAAUUUUUUUUAUGUUGAGAUUUUGUGUCUAAAUAGGGACUUACGUUUAAUGUUAUUAUUGACAAGAACUCUUCCUAUUCGGAAAAUUUUGUUGUUUUUGGUGUAUAUAAACAGGGUUGGACUUGUUCCAUUUUUGCGUUUUGUAACUUUUACUUUUCAACAAACAUGUUGACCAUAGGCGGUUCUAGGUGGGGGCUUGGGAAAUCUGGAAUUAGCCCCCUCGCUCCCCAAAUUUAAAUUAGUGAUGAGUGGCAAAAGUUCGCAGUCCCUGAAUAAAAAAUAUUCAAGCGUUAGGAUUAAUUAACUACAUAAUUUCAAUAAUUUCACUGAUUUAAUAGCCUUAUCUAAUUAUUUCAUAAAAUGUUAUUCAAUUAUUUCAUAAAUAUCCGUCUGGAAACAGAGGCAACCCUAGCCCCCACCACUAGGGACAGGGUUGUCUCUGUUACCUGUAGGUGUGUGUAAUAAGUAGGAGCGAGGUAGGAGCAGCCAAAGUUUACGCGCUGCUCUGCUAAUCGCCGUAUUUUAAGGAAGGUUUAACGAUAAUCCAGGCUUAAAGUGACAUUUAUGCAUGUAAAAAUGUCACUUUAAGCGUUGAUUAUCUCUAAACCUCCCUUAAAUCGUCGGUGCAAACGGCAAUAAGCGGUAUUGUCUAGAUACGAUGUUAAUCUGUAGCUACGUUGGAAACCUUUGGAGUGAAGACGUUGUAAAACUUGUGUUUUUGUUCGGGUUGAUUCACAGUUGCAUAUUAUUUUUCGCUCUGUUGUUUGGUUGUUUUGGUUGUAGUUUCGAAUCCCACUGAUGUCAAACUGUCAAAUCAAACAUUUUUAAUUUCAACUCUUUUUCUAUUAAAAGUAGGAAGUAGGUUUUUGUUUUUUUUUUUUAUCACCUUUAUUUGUACCUCAGAAUACUUUUAUUUUAUGUAGAACAAAACAUCAUCAUGUUACUUGUAAACAAAAUUUCUUUUGUAAUAAUAAAACCGAGAAUGAAACUUUUGUAUUUUUCAUAAAUAAAUAAAAACAAUUUUGACUAAAUAUUUAUUAAAAUAUAAGGUUUUUGGGCGUGGCAGCC
Messenger RNA from Ceutorhynchus assimilis (cabbage seed weevil), 3433 nucleotides. The record is from the annotation of a GenBank genome assembly. NCBI's taxonomy places the organism in Eukaryota, Metazoa, Arthropoda, Insecta, Coleoptera, Curculionidae.